Fonsecaea erecta is the source of this 921-nucleotide messenger RNA. RefSeq lists its product as hypothetical. The record is from RefSeq and is a predicted model, not a curated record. The transcript has a single exon. The coding region runs from base 1 to 921 and encodes 306 amino acids. Lineage: Eukaryota; Fungi; Ascomycota; Eurotiomycetes; Chaetothyriales; Herpotrichiellaceae.
AUGGCGUCGUCCACUCCACAUCUGGAUGCUCUGCGCCGAGACGGCUUCGUCAAGAUUCCUCAGCUCCUACCACCACAUGUGCUGUUGGCCUUGAGGGCAUCGUGCAAAUACACCACCGAGCGGGCACGGAACGGCAAAUGGCCCUACGUUCGGACCGUGCCCAAGCAAUACCCGCCCUGGCAGGAAUGGAAACCGGGCGACAACAUCUGGGGUGUCCAGCAUCUGCUGCACCCAGACAUGAACGUCCGCGAUACGUUCGCCGAAGUCUACUUCUCGGACGACAUCCUCGACGUAGUCAAAGAGCUCGUCGGGCUCCAGAGCGACCCGGCCGCCGACGACAAGCUGGUGAUGGAACUUUUCAACCUGUUGGUCAGUCCCGCCGACCAGGUCGACUUUGAGCUUUGCUGGCAUCGAGACGACAUUCGACCCGACGUGACUCCCGAGGAAGAGGAGAGACAGCUGCAGGAGAAAAGUGCCGAGGGUCAGCAGUUGCAUGCACAGUAUAACAUUGCACUGUUCGACGAUGCAUCCCUGAUUGUGGUGCCGGGCAGCCAUCGACGAAUAAGGACCGACGCAGAAAGGGAGGCCGCCCCAUACGAGCCGAAUUUACCGGGGCAACUCGUCGUCGAAUUGCAGCCGGGGGAUGCAGUCUUUUACGAUAGCAACAUCCUGCACAGAGGUGUCUACAAGGGCAUCGACACGUCCCGGGAGCUGGGCCGGAUGACGUUGCACGGAUCCGUGGGAUUGGCAGGCCAUGGCACCGAGCGUGCUCGACAAGUACUACAGCAUGCCGUGGGCGAGUGGGUCGACAGAGCGCAGUUCUCGAUCGAGGGCCGCAAGGGCGAAAGGGCGGAGGCCAUGCGGAAAAGACUGGUUGAGAUGGGCAGUGGGAAGGAUCUCGGGUAUUCGCUUGUGGGAUGA